Molecule: messenger RNA, 3284 nt
Organism: Cyprinodon tularosa
Lineage: Eukaryota; Metazoa; Chordata; Actinopteri; Cyprinodontiformes; Cyprinodontidae
Gene: dbn1
Product: drebrin 1
Exons: 16
Coding region: 182-2020 (612 amino acids)
Biological process (GO): positive regulation of axon extension; neuron projection morphogenesis; regulation of actin filament polymerization
Cellular component (GO): cortical actin cytoskeleton; plasma membrane; actin filament
Molecular function (GO): actin filament binding
Source: RefSeq, a predicted model, not a curated record
GGGAUGGAGCAAAGUCCUGUUGGAAAAGGGAAUCAGCGGCGUUGAUUCUGUGCCUCAACACUCUUCAUCUAAACUCUGGGACGCUGAUUUUCCGAGUUAAACACGUUUAACAUUCAUCUGAAAAGGAAAAGGAUCCUUGGUCUCAGCCCGCAGCGCUCUGGAUGCUCGCAGGGAUUGAACCAUGGCUGUGAACCUCGCCAAGAACCGGCUGGCUCUGCUCACCGCCUACCAGGACGUCAUUGAUGAAGCUUCGGACACCGACUGGGCCUUGUACACCUAUGAGGAUGACACUAAUGACCUGACACUGGCUGCAUCCGGAGGAGGAGGCCUGGCAGAGAUCACCUUGACCUUCGACCACGGGAAAGUGAUGUAUGGCUUCUGCAGCCUGAAGGAGCCCACUGCCGCCCUGCCACGAUACAUCCUCAUCAACUGGGUGGGAGAAGAUGUUCCAGAUGCCAGGAAGUGUGCUUGUGCCAGUCACGUUGCAACCAUUGCAGACUUCUUUCAGGGUGUGGAGAUCACUGUCAAUGCCAGCAGCCUGGAAGACAUUGACCCGUCAGCCAUCGGGCAACGGCUCACCAACGGGACAGCGGCGGUGGCGAGCCCUGUUCUGAGUCGCCUGAAAACCCGAGAUGAAGAGCACACAGAUGUGGGCACUGUGUACCAGAAGACUAAUGCAGAGGUGGAGAUGAAGAAAAUCAAUAGAGAGGAGUUUUGGGAACAAGCCAAGCGCGAAGAGGAGAUGAGGAAGGAGGAGGAGCGAAAGAAGGCCAUGGAGGAGCGUCAGCGCUUCGAAGAGGAGCGCAUGGAGCUGGAAAGGCAGGAGCAGGAGAACCGAGAGAGGAGGUACCGCGAGAGAGAGAGGCAGAUCGAGGAGCACAGGAAGAAGAUGCAGGAGGAGGAGGAGGCCAGAGAGAGGCUGCGCAACCAGACCACUAUAGCGUCUGAGCCGAGCAUCGAGGACCUGAACCUGGACAAGAAGGAGUCUGAGGUAGAGGAAGCGAAGGCCAUCAUCGCCCAGCGAUCUGGAAACCCUCGAGAGUUUUUCAAGCAGAAGGAGCGAGCAAUGACCAUUAGCGUCGACACCUCCCCCGUCUCCAUCCACAGGACAGGCCGUUUGGACAGCCCCUUCUUGAAGCAGCAGCACAGUCCCAGCAGCCCCAGUAGAACUACUCCGCCCCGGGGCGUGUCGCCCCUCCGCACCCCACCACAUGCACGGAAGCAGCCCCCCGCUGCAACCGGUGACAAUGAUGAUGAAGUGAGCUUAGACAGAAACAUGGCCGCUGUUUCACCCAUCCCUAAAAUAGUCACUACACCAAUUAAAGAAGACUUUAACAGGGAGGAGGAAGACCACAGAGAGGAAGAGUGGGAUUCUGUACCAAAAGAAGAACAGAAACGGCCCGUCCAGGAGUCGGCGCCCACCAAGCCUGUGCAGAGUGUUGCCCCACAGGCCCGGGAACCCUCUGGUGUUUCUGCGUGGGACUCCGGGACGGACAACCUUGUUGACCUGUGGGAUAGCAGCUCCGCCCCUGCCACCGACCCCAUCCCAUCCACCCACUCGUCUAAUCUGGUGGACCUGAUGGGAGACAGCGAUGUUCUUCACGACGACGUCGCGCCAAGCAUGGCCGCCGGCAGCGGCAGGCCUCAGCCUCUUCUCAGCUUCGAUGAGACGAUGGACGGGAGCUUCUGCUCAGGCACCGUCGCCGAGGACGACCCCACCAGUCUGGUGGACGUGUCGGGGUCUGACCAGAUGACCCUCAGCUACCAACACGCACUGCAGCACGCUUCUGGGGCGGGGCAGGAUCCGGAUGACGUACAGCUACUGAUGACCAAUGGGGAGACGCUGCUGAAGGAAGGAACUCAGGCCAGUGAGGGCUACUUCAGCCAAUCACAGGAGGAAGAAUUCGGCCAAUCAGAGGAGUCAUCAGCUAAGCCAGCACCUGUGUUUUAUAACAAGCCUCCAGAGAUUGACAUCACCUGCUGGGACACGGAUCCUGUAGUCGACGAAGACGACGACUAACCCGCUGCUCUGACAUCAUCGCUGUACCCGGAGGAAGUAGAGACCGAGCUUCAAGAAGAAAACACAUUUCUUUUUUUUUUUUUUCUUUUUUUCUAAAAAAGAAAAAUCGCAAACAAACAAAAAAAGUAAUAACAAAAAUCUUGCAUUAAAACUCUUUCAAUAUAAUCUUUUAGAGGAAGCAGUAGCCACCGUUUGAGUUGAAAAGGCUCAGAUGUGAUCUGUUUCUGUGAUUAUUUAUUUUGGGAUAAAUUUUUUUAUUCUUUUUUUUUUUUUUUUUUUGUCGCUAUGCAGAUGUUUUAGCCGGCAUCGAGGGGUUUUUGUUUGUGUACAUGGUUAGUUCCACGUAGCGCACUGCUGCAUUAGAGACAAUGAAGCUGAGCGUGCGGCCGGCGGCGCGCACCAUUAGUUUGUAGUGCUUUAAUAACAUCUGAGAAAAAAAAACAAAAAAAAAAUAAACAAAUCCAGCGGAUCAGAACAGCUGCCAUGUUUAUCUUUUCUCUCCUCUCUUCAUACCUGAACAUAUUCACCUCUGCAGCUCAGUUAAUCAUGUAUUUAGAAUUCACCUUCAUGGAGGAAAAAGUUAUUUAUUCUGAUGUAUCUGAACUGAAAGUCCUUCAAACAAGUCUGUGGCGCCUUAAUUUCCCCUUUUUCACUCCUUUUGUAUGAUUUUAAAACUGAGUUCAAUAUUAAACAGCUUUUUUCUGUCCUAGUGCAAUUCUAUGCUUCUUCUGCCUCCUUGUGGAUGAACUGCAGCCUCACCAUCAAGAUUCAUUAUAAAUAUCUACCACUUAUAUAUUUACACAAGCAAAAACACCACUUUAGAUAAAUAUACUGUAGAUAUUUUUUCAUUUUUUUUUUUUCUAAAAAGAGUUUAGAAAUGCAAUAAAUUUGAUAUGUUGAAGUUUCUCCAAAGGACUAAAAAAAUAAGUUUCUGUCCCAGGGUGGGAUGCCUUACCUUUCCUGGUUUUAAACUCUUAAUUUUCAAACUAAAGUUUGGCCUUGCUGUCCCGCUCAGACCGAAAAUGGGGGGAUAAAAGCAGCUGGACAGAAACUUCUUUUUUCCCUCUCCUUUUAUUUUGUUCUUAAUCUCUGUUAUUGUUGUCUCUAUAAUAAUUUGCAUUGGACCAGAUGUCCGGGAUUUGUCUCUAAAUUCAAAUCAGUCAUUAUUUAAACUACAGUAAUCUAUUCUAUUUUUUAAGUUUUUAUCAACCUUCUGUUGGUUUUAUGAAGAUUAAAGCUGUCUCUAAUGUUGGAUUAAAGUAAA